UGCUGCUGUGAAUUAGAAGAGCGGAACAGGAGCGAUCUUUUCACAAUGGCCCGUAAACUUAGUGCGCAGUCGGAGAACAUUCUCUUCGCUAUCCAUUCCAAAGACCAGUCGUACCUUUCGAUCAGGGGCCAACCGGAGAACUCAUGACGGAAACCGGCCGUGUAAGGAGGAGUGCGUCCAAGAUGGUGAAUUCGCUCGUCUGGACGGCCGAGGAAGCCAAGUUCCUCAAGGCCGUUCUCCGCUGGCAAGCGAGCGCUCCUCCAUCAGAGGAUGAGAAGCGACGCCGGCUAUGGGCCGAGGAAGACGCCAUGCGGAGGCGGAGACAGCAGCAGCAGGCACAGGCAAAACCAGUUGGCGAGUUUCGCGUCCUCGUCAUCGGCGGGCGGGGGACGGGCAAGACGGCCAUCCUGACUCGAUUCGGCCAAGACACCUUCCGCGGGGAAAGCGGGUCGCCCGACCCCUUUUAUGAGCACGGCUGCCGACACCCCAUCACGCUCAGCACAACGACCACGACAAACACCAAAACAAACCAGCUUCACUCCCCGACACAACCCCAGACCCAGACGUACAUGGUCGACGCUCUCGAAAUGCCCUCCAAGCAGCUCGUCAGCAACCCCAUGAUCGAACAGGCCCUCGCCAUCACCGAAGCCGCUGUGCUCGUCUACGACGUGUGCGACGCCGCCUCAUUCCGCCUGGCCCAGAAUCUGGCUGAGUUUAUGCGCGAGCAUUUCACCGCUUCCUCUUCCUCUCCACCCGGGGCCACUCCGGCAGUCAAAGCAGCCUCGCCAGGUGACCUGGGCAGAAGGCUCCAAAGCCGCGGCACGCAUGGCCAUGCCCGGAUGCAGUUCGGCGCUCGGUGUGGCCUUCCUCGAGGUGUCGGCCAAGACGGGGGAAAACGUCGACCAGAUCUUUCCGGCGGUGGGCAGGGAGAUCCUGAGGAUGAGGCGGCUUGUCGCGCAGCAACGGGAACAGCAGGCUGAGAGGGCCAUGAAGAUGCUCCAGGAGGCUAGACAAAGUCCGGUUGGUAGAGACGAGAAGAGGGAGGUGGGUCACGGAGGCAGA
Canariomyces notabilis is the source of this 1062-nucleotide messenger RNA. RefSeq lists its product as uncharacterized. The transcript is spliced from 3 exons. NCBI's taxonomy places the organism in Eukaryota, Fungi, Ascomycota, Sordariomycetes, Sordariales, Chaetomiaceae. The record is from RefSeq and is a predicted model, not a curated record. Bases 144 to 980 code for a protein of 278 amino acids.